CCCACUCGUGCCUGCCUGCCACAGGAGGACACUUGAAAACCACCAGCAAGUCGUCUAAAUGUCUCUUUUUUUACUACUUUUGCUGCCUUUUCACCGGCUUUUCCAAGAACAUGUAACCCCCCCGCACCACUGAACGUGGCGUCGACGUCGUGCUUACACGCCUCCAGGGAUCUAAAGGCUAGCCUUGUGAGAAGAUGGACGUGUGAGGAACUCAAAGCACGAGUCCCGCCGUCCGUCACUCGCACAGCUCAGUCGCAGGAGCGGAGAGGAGGACAGCCCAGCCUGGGGGAAGUGGUGCCAUGAUUGCGGAGGCAGAGUGGAAAGGACCCACGGCCGCUGAGGCCAACAAAACCGAGUCCGCGGCGGCGGGGGGGCACGUGACUUGUAAUGCUCAUCAGGUACCAAGCGGGGCCUCCGCCCAGCCCUCUGGCUCCACCACCACUGAGGAUGAGGAUGAAAGUGAAGACGAGUCCGAAAUCCUCGAGGAGAGUCCCUGCGGCCGCUGGCAGAAGCGCAGAGAGGAGGUGAAUCAGCGAAAUGUUCCCGGGAUAGACACGGCAUACUUGGCCAUGGAUACCGAGGAAGGGGUGGAGGUGGUGUGGAAUGAAGUCAUGUUCUCAGAAAGGAAGAACUUCAAGCUGCUGGAGGAGAAGGUCGAGGCUGUUUUUGAUAACCUGAUCCAUUUAGAUCAUGCCAAUAUUGUCAAGUUCCACAAGUACUGGAUCGACACCAAGGAGAACCGGGCCCGGGUGAUUUUCAUUACUGAGUACAUGUCAUCGGGAAGUUUAAAGCAGUUUCUGAAGAAGACCAAAAAGAAUCACAAGGCCAUGAAUGAAAAGGCUUGGAAGAGAUGGUGCACACACAUCCUGUCAGCUCUCAGUUAUCUCCACUCCUGUGAUCCCCCCAUCAUCCACGGCAACCUGACUUGUGACACCAUCUUCAUCCAGCACAAUGGCCUAAUCAAGAUCGGAUCAGUUGCUCCAGACAUCAUCAACAACCAUGUGAAGACAUGCCAUGAAGAACAGAAGAACUUGCAUUUCUUUGCCCCGGAAUAUGGAACUGUCACUGACAUGAGCACAGCUGUAGACAUCUACUCAUUCGGCAUGUGUGCCCUCGAGAUGGCACUUUUGGAGAUCCAGGGAAAUGGCGAGUCUUCAUUUGUGUCUGAGGAUGCCGUCAAUACUGCCAUAGAGCUGCUGGAGGACCCACUACAGAGGGAGCUAAUUCAGAAGUGCCUGGAUUGUGACCCAUGUACAAGACCCACCGCCCGAGAGCUGCUCUUUAACAAGGCUCUGUUUGAAGUGCCACUACUGAAGCUGCUGGCUGCUCACUGUAUUGUCAGUCAUCAAUACAUGAUCCCAGAGAACGCCCUGGAGGAGAUAACCAAAAACAUGGACCCGAAUCUCAUUAUCGCUGACAAGAAAGAUGUUGUUCAGCUCAAGGUCUCACAAUUUCCUGCCUUGGAGCUUGAUAAGUUCCUGGAGGAUGUGCGAAACGGGAUUUAUCCCCUAACGGCGUUCGGCCUUCCCUCUCCGAAGCAGCCCCAAGAGCAGAAUGGUAAAUCUCCCAUUGUGAUUCCUUUGGUGAAGUCCCCCACACCUGAGCCUGCAGAGCUGGAGACACGGCGGGUGUGUAUGACGCAGUGCAUAUUUCUGGAUAUGAGUGUGGAAGUAGGCAUGAGAAGCAAAUGUAUUCACCUUUCUGUCUGUCUCCUUCAGGUCAUUCAUAUGCAGUGCAGUGGUGAACUCAUUGAGGAGGGACCCAAAUAUCAUCUGACAUUGCUGCUGAAGCUGGAGGACAAGCUGAACAGACAUCUAAGCUGUGACAUGUUACCUCAUGAAAAUGUUCAAGAUUUGGCUGGCGAGUUGGUGCAACUGGGCUUCAUCUGUGAGAUGGACCGAACCAAAAUAGCUUCACUCCUUCAAGAAAGCUUCACUCAAGCUCUUAACCAGCACCAUGUGCUCCAGAGCAAGUCUGUUACAUUUUCCCCUUAAAAGCACUCAACAUGCUGGAUUUUCUUUCUUUUUGUAAAUAAUGAGUUUGAGAUUGAAAUGUGACCAAAACAGUGUACGUUUCUGUUACAUCAGGGAAGAACUUCACAAGUGCAUUUAGAAUGGACAGCAGGUGGAAGUCAUGUGAGGUGUUCACAUGUAAUGUGUGGUUCAGAAUGCAAUAUCUACCCAAAGACCAAAUGAUACCAAAUAAGCUAGGCUGGGCCUUUCUGCGUCGUCAAUUCACGUAAUUCCACCCAUUGAUUGAUUGAUUGUCAUUGGUCUUUUUACACGACAGCACAUUCCCAGCUGUUUGGCCAUCCUGUCAGGUUCAAUGUAAAGUAUUAGUCUCCCAACUGUAGUGCGGAAAGCAACAAACGUUAAUGUCUGAAUUCCUUGUUUAGCAAGCCUUUGGAACAAGAGCACGGUUGUGUUUUGACGUGCAUGUUGACAAUCUUGCCGAGUUUCUGUUGACUGUAACUGUGAGAGGCUGUGAAGUCAGUGUUACUGGAUUUCUCUUGUUCUUUUUUAUUUGUCGCUCCACUUUAAAAACCUCUCAUCUCACUUUGCUUCUUUUGUCUUAUUCGAUGUUUUACCAUUUUUACCGACAGUAUUUUAUUAUUGUCUGUGCCUUUUACACGGAAAUCACACAUUUUAUUUAUGUUAGUUAUUGUGUUUAAUGUGUAAUGUGUGUUCCUCUCACUUAGUAUCCUUUCACACCAGCAUGGUAAGUAUCUGAGCCACUUCGCAACUUUGCGUUGUUGGCUUUUGGCCUUAAUUUCAUGGCAGAUGCACUUGAGUUGAAUGACAAUAUUAUACUGUACAGGUCUUGCCUUUGAAAUGUUCUUGCCUUUGUGCCUUGGGAGCUUCUGUGUCUGCAAAUUCACAUGACAAGCAUCAAAAACACGGCAAACAGUACAGUCAUAACAAGCCAUCCUAAUAACAAAUUCUAUUUUGUUGUCAUUUCAAAACUAUUUUUCCAAUAGGAAUCAAUUAUAAAGUAAUCUGUCUCAGAGUCACUUGUACAGCUCAGUUGAAACAACUGUAAUAUGUAUAGUCUCCCUUAACUUUGUGACAGAAUAUACAGUAUAUCGUUCUUUUUAUUACCAGUCUCAAUUUAUUGAGUUAGCCGUAAUGCCUGGACAGAGAUGUAUGUGGGGGGGAAGAAGAAGAGGACAUGGCUAAUUUGCACAAGAGACUGCGCUGCCACAGGCCGAUGGCUCAGGCGGCGUGGGUCCGGUUUUGUCAUUGUUACCUUUAAAAAACAAAUUCGUUUCCUGUGUACAUUCCAAUCUUAUUUUGUUCUCGGCAAUAUUGUACUGAGCAACCAGGACGCAGAUACAUGUAGCACUUUACAACAUCGCACAUCUGGUUCCGAUCAUCACCACUUGUACCCUUCUGUGGUGACAUCGCCCAAAAUUAUAAUCCACAAUGCCAAAAAAUAUACUGCACUUUUUAGAGUUUAGUUCUUAGGAUUCUUACUGAGCUGAAGUCUCACAAUGAAUCCACCUCCCAGGUUUUAGUUCAAGGCAUUCCCCAGAAAAUGUUCGUCGAAUUCCAAACAGUCUGACCAGAACAUUUGAUUUUAGUGGUUCCAUUGUAGGUGCAAGAGCUCAUAUUGAUGAACCCGUCCAGUCCAACAACACAUAAUUAGCCAGUAGACUUAGAGUAAGGUUACGUAUAACAAAAUGAAUCUGUGUAUUGAUGGUGUUGAACUGGUUAUUUUUUUCCUCCAAAGGUUGUAUUUGGAUUUUGUUUAUGACAAAAAUGUCAUCAUGUUUUUGAUAAGUGCAUCUUGACAGACUGUGCAAAGUACGACUGCUCUUAAAUAAAUGGGUGAAAUCUA
Molecule: messenger RNA, 3837 nt
Organism: Phycodurus eques (leafy seadragon)
Lineage: Eukaryota; Metazoa; Chordata; Actinopteri; Syngnathiformes; Syngnathidae
Product: nuclear receptor-binding protein-like
Exons: 17
Coding region: 300-1994 (564 amino acids)
Biological process (GO): protein phosphorylation; intracellular signal transduction; endoplasmic reticulum to Golgi vesicle-mediated transport
Cellular component (GO): cytoplasm; endomembrane system
Molecular function (GO): protein kinase activity; ATP binding
Source: RefSeq, a predicted model, not a curated record